Mercenaria mercenaria is the source of this 4724-nucleotide messenger RNA. Its product is annotated as serine/threonine-protein kinase ULK4-like. Lineage: Eukaryota; Metazoa; Mollusca; Bivalvia; Venerida; Veneridae. Gene Ontology annotation, biological process: protein phosphorylation. The transcript has 31 exons. Bases 135 to 4010 code for a protein of 1291 amino acids. Gene Ontology annotation, molecular function: protein kinase activity; ATP binding. The record is from RefSeq and is a predicted model, not a curated record.
UUCUGAUUGGUCGUUUGAAGAAAUUUUAUCAGAUAAUAACCAAUUAAAACGACAGAAACAUACCCCCAAGAUACAUGUAAACAAUUUUUGCCGAAUUCCAAAAUUUCUAGAAGCGUAAUUAGAACAACUGAAAAAUGGAAAACUUCGUGUUGUAUGAAGAGCUUGGCAGGGGAGAUAAUUCCAUCAUAUAUAAAGGCCGACGUAAAGGUACCAUUAACUUUGUGGCCAUACACUGCAUAGAAAAAUGCAAGCGUCCAGAAGUCACAAAUACAGUUCGAAUGACCCACGAUAUACAGCACAUCAAUGUUGUCAAGUUUUAUGAGUGGUAUGAGACCAGUAAUCAUCUGUGGUUGGUUGUUGAACUUUGUACAGGAGGCAGUUUAGAGUACCUGAUCUCACAGGACAAGAACCUUCCAGAGAGUUCUGUCAGGAACUUUGGGAUAGAUCUUGUCACUGGCCUACAUUAUAUCCACUCACUAGGCAUUUUGUUCUGUGAUUUGAGACCUUCAAAGAUUUUACUAGACGGGCCAGGUAUUCUAAAGUAUGCAGAUUUUGGUCUUGCUAAAGUUGAAGGAGAGAACCUGGAGGAAUUGUUUCAGAAGUUUUCUGAUGCCGGGGAGACUUGGGCCACAGAUUCACAGCUUGACGACAGAAGAUCCCGAACAGCUGGACACACACAUUAUAUGGCUCCAGAAGUGUUACAGGGUGGUGAACUGACCUUGCUCAGUGAUCUAUGGUCCCUGGGCUGUGUUAUGUAUGAGCUGUUCACAGGUCAUCCACCGUUUUUAGCUGAGUCAUACCCACAACUUGUAGAUAAAAUAGCGAACAAGGGCUACGCACCACCAAAAGUAAAAGGAACAAGAUUUUCAUCUAAGCCAUCGCAUGAUUUUUUAAGUUUGAUUGAUGGACUUUUACAGAAAGAUCCAGAUAAAAGACUUGGUUGGCCAGGUUUAGUCACACAUCCAUUUUGGGAAGGGAAACUUACAAAACUUGCCAAAGACUUGGUUAUGUCACAAGAUGUACAGGGCAGUAUGGCAACUACAGCAAGAAGUAGUGUAUUUGUGGAUGGUACUGGAUCGGUACUAGGUAAAGUGAAAACUGUAGAGUUGACAGACAGACAGACAACAAAUCUACAGGACACAGAAUCUCCAUCUAGACCAGGUACGUCAGGAGGUGACUUUCUGCGUCCAAAGACAGCUCCGACAGAUGAUGGUGGUGCUAGCUUGUUUACACUUAGUGCCAGACCUCAUACAGCAGUACCACCUGAUGAUAGUCUGAGAGUUAACUCCCCUUACAGACAACAGCAUUCACCACUGUCUACGAGGGAGCCACUUGGUACAGGGAAAGAUACGGCAGAGCUGUCACAGACUAAAAGUGAAAUACUAGACCUGAUUUAUCAUCCAACAGACUUUGCUAUCUCUUCAAUAAUAGAUAAUCCUAAGAUACAGAGGCCAGCCACUGCCAAGUACGAUGCUAAGACUUUACCUGUACCACCAAUAUCUGCAGAAAAAUUUGGCAGUCUGCCAGAAAAAGAUCAGACAAGACAUUUGAAGACUAUCUUGGAUACUAUAAGUGUAUCAGAGAAAGGUCCGCCCUCUCAGAAACGUAUACAGCUCUACCAUUAUCUGGUUGCAUUGUGCAGUAAUACCGGGGUGUCAACUUACCUCAUGAAAAACAAUGCUGUCAACGUGCUCACCAGGCAGCUGAAGGAAGUCACACAUGCUGAAGUGAGAGUGAAGAUUGCAAGAGUGAUAGCUGUAAUGGCCAGUAAUACAGAAUCUCUCGAUGAAUCAACAAAAGUCUCGGAGGCAUUAACAGGAAUCACAGAAAUAUUCCGAGAAAAUAUGAAAAACAACAGAAUAAAGCAGGGAUUGCUUCCUGCACUAGGUGAACUUGUCUAUCUCGUUGCUCUACAGGAAGAGCAACAGAGCAGUAGUGUUGACAACUGGAACAUUCCAUCCAUGACAUUUGCUGUUAUCUGUAGAAGUUGUAGAGAUGGGGAGGACAGUGUGAUCAACCAUAUAGCUGCCAAAAUAGUGGAGAAUGUUGCCACAACAAAAGGUCAGAUAGCACAGAAAAUGGUGACAACAGAAAUGGCACAGUCAUUAUGGUUUAUCUUCAAACAUUCUACAUUAGAUGCACUCAGAAUAACAGCUCUGUCUGCACUGCAUAGAAUCACAAGACACAAUCCACAGGUGUUCCAGUCUGUUAUUGACACUGUUGGUCUAUCCACACUGCUGUCAGCAUUGUCAUUUGGCAUCACAAAAAUUCAGCAGUCCAUAGUUACCAUGUUUGGAGCAUUAAUUGUAUCUGGAGCAUCGUUAAAUAGGCUUACACAAGAUAAGGAUUUUCUGCAGAAGAUCUUACGUCUGUUAGAGAGUCCAUCGACUGUGAUCAGAGGGAAAGCAUUUGUUGUGAUACAUGAACUGGCAAAGAAUAAUCAUGAGAUCCUAUUGUCUAGCUGUCAGUACAGAUUGGUAAUGUAUUUGGAGAGGGACAGUAGACGACAGACACCAAGAGACACCAAAGUGGACCCUGGAGAAAUUGAAUAUUUAAACAGAUGUUUAGACUUGUUGAUCAACUAUAUCUCAGACGCUGUCCCAAAGAUUAUGGGAGAAGUACUGUCAGCAUUAGAUUCCGUUGCUGGACGUAAACAUCCAAAUACAGUACAGGCCAAACAACUCAAGAGUUCUCUCCCUUUAGUGCAUAUUUUCCUCCAUCUUGUAACCAGUCAGGUAUUCCGUCCAAAGAUUGUGACAGAAGAGUUUGUACGAAGUCUCGGCUCACUGUUAACUCAUGUGAAACGCAUUGAGAAUGGUGAAACCAAUAUAGAGGCAUCAAGUGGUGUAAUCACAGUAUCAGAGUUUGUGAACACGGUGAUGUCAGUGGUGGAGGGAAUUACCCAGCAUCCUACACUGCUCAUGGAUCAUGGCUCUGUUGUCAUGGAAACAGUAUUACCAACAAUGGCCGAACUGGUUGUCAGUCAGAAUGGUGAUACCCGUGCACUGUCACUAAGCCUGUUCUCAGAGAUGGCCACAGUAUUCCUGACACAAGAUGCUGUAGCUACCAAUGGGAAGGUGGAUACAAAGAGAUUGCACAUCAUCAUUGGAGACAAGUUAUUCCCACAUUAUGAACAGAUACUGUUGGAUCAAGAUCCACUACCAUACUAUGGACUGAAGUUGUUACUUGCCUUACUGGAGUCUAAUUCUGCUUUUAUAAAACAGUUUCAACAGCAAGGCUUAGUAUCUGUGAUAUUUCAAGUUUUACUGGAUCACCAGAACAAUCCAUUAAGCAGUGCCAUGCAGAGUAUAGCUGGUAUACUGAAUUGUCUUGUUAGUCAUAAAGAAACAAAUAUGAAGGAGUUAUAUGAACAAGGUCUCAUAGAUUACUUCACUACAAUAUUUUUCGAAGUGUCAGCAGCCUGUUUUGAAGGGGAAGACAACAGUGGUGUUGACAGUAAAGUGGUUCUGUCCAUGCUACAAACUCUACUUGAGACGCUUCAUGGUCUGUUAAAAUAUGUGUCAGACUUUGUGCGUAAGGCACUACAGGUCGGUCAGCAGGCAAAGAAAGCAGGAGGAGAGGGUGCCAGUAAAGAGACGGAGGAUGCUGAACAUUUGUUGUUACAGAAUAAAGCUCUUACAGAUCUCACUAGCUUACUCACACAGCUGUUAACACAUGAGGAUGGUGAUAUACAUGACCCUGCAUGUAAAUGCCUCUCACUGCUGGUACAGUUGUUUGGUGGUGAACACAGAGAAGCUUUGAGUCCAGAAAAUAUGGAUUACUACAGCAAAGCACUAAGAAAAGCUGAUGCCAAGAAACAGAAAGUUCUCUUACGAAUUAUAAAGAGACUUGUGAGUACAGACAAGUCGCACAGGGAGUCUAUGAAGAACAAUGGGGAAGGACUUGCUAAUACCAUUACAAGUUUAGUCAAAACUGCUAGUUCUCAUGCAGAUGUGUCACUGUCAUCUCUGGCUGCAGAAAUACUCAAAAUGACUGGGCACCUCAAGUGAUAGAAUAGUCACAGAAAUAUUCCGACUGGAUGUCCCAUUUGCAGUAAUAGCCACAAUAUACUUGAAGUAACAUUCCAUCAAAAGUGAAUGCCUAGUUAUGCUAAUGAAAAUUCUGUGAUGGACUGGAAAUCUGAAGUGAACCUAUUAGAAAAAUAAUCACUAAAGUCCUCACAGUUACUGUGCUGGAGGGAAGUUAUAGUUGCAUAUUGAAAUUCUCGUCAGAAUGUCUGAAAUAAAAGUUUUGAGUAAAGGGCUGAAGUGAAAAUAAGUUUCUGAAGUUAAUUAACUAUGCAGCUAUUGAUUAUUAUAAGACAUGAUAAAGGCAAGGAUAAAGUUAUGGCAGUGAACUUCUUUAAGUAUAAUAGUUAGAGAGAUAAUGUUUCAGUAAGGAUUGUUUUUUUUUCCUUGAUUCUUGGAACAGACAAAUAACAAUUUAUGGACAGUUUAUUUCUAUUGUGUUUAAUACAUAUCCAUAUGGUUUAGACUUUUACAUAACAACAUGAUUGUGAUACAGGAACAAAAUGAAGCAUUGUACAUGACAGAAUAUAUUUAUUGUUAGUGAUUUUAUUUUAUGUAAGGUGAAACAUUAAAAUAAAGAUUUAAAAGGAUAUCUUCCCUGAUCAUUUAUGAUUUUUUAUCUAGAAUUUAUUGAACUUCAUAUAAACAGAUAGUUUGGUUUCAGAUAAAAAUUGAAUAAAGGAUGAUAUUACUGAU